GUUGUGUUUCAAAGGUCAAAGUUAAACAACAAAAUUGAUCUUUGUUUUGUACUUUGUUGUAUUUGUGUCAAAAUUGUGCACCUAUUGUUAAUACCCUAUACCUAUACUCUCAAAUUAUAAUUAAAUAAAGAAAAAAUGGGUAAUCGCUCAUCAUUACUUCUGCGAGAGGAAGAAAUAGCGCAAAUACAACAGGAAACUGGAUUUACCCCCAGUCAAAUAGAAAGAUUAUAUUCAAGAUUUACAUCAUUAGAUAGAGGAGACUGUGGUACAUUAAGUCGUGAUGACUUUUUACGAAUUCCUGAAUUAGCUAUUAAUCCACUUGGAGAAAGAAUUGUUAAUUCAUUUUUUCAAGGUGAUGAAUUUAAUGAUCGAGUUAAUUUUAGACAAUUUAUGCAAGUUUUGGCCCACUUUAGGCCAGUUAAAAAAAAUAAAGAUAACAAAUUUAAUUCCAGAGAAGAGAAAUUAAGAUUUGCAUUUAAAAUGUACGAUUUAGACAAUGACGACAUGAUUUCUAAGGAUGAAUUAUUAGCUAUUUUACACAUGAUGGUUGGAACAAAUAUAAGUGAGGAGCAAUUGAAUAGUAUUGCAGAAAGAACAAUUCUUGAAGCCGAUGAGGACGGUGAUCAAAUGAUUUCAUUUGAAGAAUUCUGCAAAGCCUUGCAGCGGACAGAUGUUGAGCAGAAAAUGAGUAUUAGGUUUUUAAAUUGAAUGUUGUUGUCAUUAUUUGUUGGUAAUUUUAUUUUUAUAUAUAUGUGUGUAAUAUUUAGUGAGUAAAUAGGAAAUUUUUUCAAUGGUUAUUAUAAUAGGUGAAAUGUAAGCAAAACCUUUUUUAUUUGUAAAACUAUAGUUCAUAAAUAACAUCUAAAAGCUACAUAAUUACAUAUUUUAUUAUUAUGUUAUUGUAUCUUAUGAUAAAAUAUAAAACAAUUUAAAAUAUAA
Molecule: messenger RNA, 939 nt
Organism: Anoplophora glabripennis (Asian longhorned beetle)
Lineage: Eukaryota; Metazoa; Arthropoda; Insecta; Coleoptera; Cerambycidae
Gene: elm
Product: calcineurin B homologous protein 1
Exons: 3
Coding region: 136-708 (190 amino acids)
Molecular function (GO): calcium ion binding
Source: RefSeq, a predicted model, not a curated record